AUCAGCUGAGGGAGAUAAUUUCGCGUUGUGAUUGCACUUGUAUUAUUCUUGUAGCAUUGUUGGAUGGGAUGAAAUUAAUUAUUUUUCGUCCAUUACUCGAAUUGUAUGAUAUUUAAGUGCGUGUGUGUGAAAUAUAAAAAUUACGUUACAUAUUAUUUACGCGAUAUUUAGAUUGCUUUAAUGCUAAAGACUAUGCUAACCUCAAACUUGCUAAAUUGUAAAUAUCCUAAGCACCUAAAUGUCCUACACAUCAGUCCAAGAUUAUUUAAAAGAUUCAGACAUCAAUUUGCUUCGAAACGUGCCAUGAAGGAGUUGUAUGAAACACUUGGCGUAACAGAAGAUUGCGAGGACGAAACUCUAAGGUUGGCAUUCGUCCAUCUGGCAAAACGAUUUCACCCAGACAGUGGAGCACCAGAAGCUGAUACCGUUAGAUUUUCUCAGAUUGAGAAUGCCUACAGGGAGAUUCGCAAAGUUAGAAACAUUCAGAAAGAUGAGAAAGCUUCAUCAGAAGUCGAGGAAUUCGACAUCAAGCACACGGCACCGCAACAUCGUCACUACUUGAAUUUCGAUGUUGGGAUUGGUACACCGAGUAAACGGCAGAAAUUGCACGCAGUACAAAGAGCUCAGAAAGCAGUUGACAGUGUAAUGGAGCACAGAUUGAAAAAGAUACAAGCUGAGGAACGUAACACGUUAAUAGGCAUGGAUAAACAAAAAGCGAAGGAUAUAAAAACCCGUUAUGGUAUGGACCGCCUGGUGGAAGACUUGAUUCAAGAGGCAAUGAGCAAAGGUGAAUUCAACGACUUACCUGGAAUGGGGAAACCACUGAAUGCUACAAGUGUCAGAAAUCCUUAUGUUGACUUCGUGACACAUAAGUUGAAUCAGAUAAUGAUAGACAAUGGAUUCAUUCCAGAGUGGAUACAGUUGUCGAAAGAAAUUCGAGAAGAGACUGAGGAAUUGAAAAAGAAAUUGUCAGAAGUACGUAGUGACAUAGGAGAGCUUCCGUUAGAUCCAAAGGACAGAUUAACAUGGGAAGAUAAUCUAGAAAAAUUCAAAACUUUAACGACGCAGAUCAAUAACAAGAUUGACAAGUACAAUCUGCUAGUUCCUAUACUGCAGAAACAAAUGCUUCACAUCAGCUUAAAUGAACUCGCGGAGAAAGCAUUAUCAGCCCCGCCUGCUAAAAAUAUCAAGAAAUGCUUGGAUCCUGGUUACAAAAGUCCGGAUCCAAGUAUAUCUCAGGAUUUGUUCGCUUUCAUUAGCGAUUUGUUUAGCAAAAAGAUUACCUAGAGAGCGCAUAAGCGCACGAUAUGAUAUAAAUAUUGUAAAUUCAUUUGUACAUAUGUAUCAUAAAGCAUUUAAAAGAAACAAUAUAUAUUUA
Ooceraea biroi (clonal raider ant) is the source of this 1378-nucleotide messenger RNA. Its product is annotated as dnaJ homolog subfamily C member 28. The record is from RefSeq and is a predicted model, not a curated record. Lineage: Eukaryota; Metazoa; Arthropoda; Insecta; Hymenoptera; Formicidae.